AUGAUCCUUUCGAAAACACAUCUUUCACACUCAAUUUCAUCCGUUUUUUCGAGAGGUCAUUAUGAAAAAGAAAGAAGUCUCUCAACAGCAAUACCACUUCAAGAGAAUGAUGAUGGACAUUCCCUUCUAGAUCACGAAGACAAUCUCUUUCAGGCAUUAAUGAAAGACCCUGAAAUAGUGUGUGAUGAAAUAGUGUUAUCCGAGUCUUGUACAAGACAACCAACCUCCGGCAUGAUGGGCAGUGAAUCCUCUCUCCGGAACAUCACCUUAUCAUCAUACAAAAAGUAUGAAGAAUGUCGGAAAUGUUGGAAUAGAGCAAUUGAUAAAUAUCCCUCUCUCAUCUUGUAUUGCAGUUCUCAAUUACACGUCAUUUCAUGUAUUCAAUGGAUUCGGAGGAACGUUGUCAAGACGACUCUUCCAACUCAGUAUCCCAUUCGUAUUCGUUCGGGUUCACACAGUUAUGAAGGUUUUUCAACAGACAAUAAGGCCAUUGUGAUUGACGUUUCUCGAAUGAAAAACAUUUCCUUAAACGAGAAAGAGAGCACAGUGACCAUUGAGGCAGGUGUGCAAAAUGCAGAGCUGAACAAAGCUUUACAUGAAGCAGGUGGUCAACAUGUAUUUCCAGGAGGUGCAUGUCCUACUGUUGGAGUGGUUGGAUACUCAUUGGGAGGAGGUUGGAGUUUUGCUUCGAGAGCCUUUGGUUUAGGUUGUGACAAUAUUGUCGGCUUGGAAAUAGUUGAUUUCAAUGGUCAUGUUCUUAAAGUUAAUGAGAAAGAGAAUGCAGAUUUGUUUUGGGCUUGUCGAGGAGCUGGAGCUGGCAAUUUUGGCAUUGUCACUUCCAUGACAUUGCGAAUCCAUCAAGUAAAACAACCAAUGGCCUCCUUAAUCAUGAUGAAUUACUCACAUUGCUGUCCUGUGAAAAUGGCAUCCAUGGUGAACUCAUGGCAAGACACGAUGAAUCAUGCACCUUCGAGAUUCAAUGGUAAGAUUAACAUUUAUCAUUGCGACAAGGAUGGAAUUGGUUUCAGUAUGAUUGCGAUGCUGUUAGGUGAGAAACAAGAAGCUGUGAAUUGCUUACAGGAUUUCUUGAGUAAGUGUCCUGAUGAACCAGGAUGGGACAUUGGUGGACAAUCAUCGUGUGUGGCAACAGUCAAAUACAUGCCAAUUCAUGAGGUUUUCAAGGCAAUUGGAGACAUUCAUCCAGAGUAUGAAAUAUUUAAAUCAUCAGGUAGAUUUGCAAUGAGAGAUUUCACACUUGAAGAAAUUGAAAAUUUCAUUAAGAUUGUCCAAAACAAGCCACAAGGUUCCAUUUAUGCAGCAAUUUCUCUGUAUGGAUUGGGAGGAGCAAUUCGUGAGACACCAAAAGAACAUACAGCAUUUGCUUAUCGAGAUGCUAAGGCAAUCAUUGGAAUUCAAACUCAAUGGAACGAUUCAUCAACACAUGCCAAAGAGAAUUCGAAAUGGGUGGUGGAGAUGAUGAAAUCAAGAAUUAUUCCUCUCACAUGUGGUUCUUUCAUUAACUUCCCUCUUCUUGAAUUGGAGAACUACAAACAAGAAUAUUUUGGACGUGAUCCAGAGACAUUGAAACGACUGGAACGAAUUAAGCAACAAUAUGAUCCAUUAAGGUUUUUCACAUUUCCACAGGGACUGUAG
Messenger RNA from Naegleria fowleri, 1653 nucleotides. RefSeq lists its product as uncharacterized. NCBI's taxonomy places the organism in Eukaryota, Heterolobosea, Eutetramitea, Acrasida, Naegleriidae. The transcript has a single exon. The coding region runs from base 1 to 1653 and encodes 550 amino acids. The record is from RefSeq and is a predicted model, not a curated record. Gene Ontology annotation, molecular function: oxidoreductase activity; FAD binding.